CAACUGUACGUACAUUUAUGAAGGAAGUGGAAAAUCCCCCAGCAUGCAUCGCUUCUCAAACUGUCAGAUUUACUUUCUUCACGUGUUUUAGCGCCGGAGGCAGCCAAGUGAAACAUUAAAGGUGGUCUAAGUUGCCAUCAUGCCACAGGCUGCUCUUGGCUUGCUGCUGAUGUUUGUGUACUCGGGUUCCUCGUUGGGAGCACAGCUGCCACAUUUCAAGCCACCUGACAUCCCCGGCUCUCGCCCCUUCCCUUGGGACCAGAUGAGACUCCCCAAAACCGUCUUCCCCGUCCACUAUAUGCUGACCAUGCACCCCAACUUAACCACCUUGAACUUCAAGGGUAUCGUUUGCAUUCAGCUGGACAUACGCGAGGACACCACAGCCAUCGUCCUUCACGCCAAGCAGUUGAAGACCUUCAAUGUGAAGCUUAGGACGCCUGAGGGUGUGCGGGAUCUGCAAGUUCUGGAAAAUCCUUAUCAUCAGCAACUAGCUUUGGUCUCAGACGAGGUGUUGACCAAAGGGAAGGACUACGAGGUCGAGUUGGAGUUUUCUGCCGAGCUCUCUGACAGCUACCAUGGGUUUUAUAGGAGCAGCUACCGCACGAGCAGUGGGGAAGUCCGGAUGCUGGCAUCCACGCAGUUUGAAGCAACGUUUGCCAGGACCGCCUUCCCUUGCUUCGACGAGCCCGCCUUCAAGGCCAACUUCACCAUCUCUGUCAUACGAGAGCCUCGACACAUCGCCAUAUCCAACAUGCCUAAGACAAAAACGCUAGCGUUGCCUGGAGAUGUGCUGGAGGAUCGCUUUGGCACCACGGUGAAGAUGAGCACGUACUUGGUGGCCUUCAUCGUGUCUGACUUCCAGUCCGUGAGCAAGUACACCCUGCAGGGCGUCAAGAUUUCCGUCUACGCCGUGCCUGAAAAAGUCAACCAGACAGGUUUCGCACUGGAUGUUGCUGUCAGGCUGCUGGAUUUCUACGACAACUACUUCAAUAUUGCCUACCCGCUGCCCAAACAGGACCUGGCUGCUAUCCCUGACUUCCAAUCGGGAGCUAUGGAGAACUGGGGUCUGACCACCUACCGAGAAGGAGCCCUUCUCUACGACCCCGACCAGUCGUCCGUCUCAGACAAAGUGCACAUCACUAAGAUCAUCGCUCAUGAGCUUGCACACCAGUGGUUUGGCAACUUGGUGACGAUGGAGUGGUGGAGUGACCUGUGGCUCAACGAGGGCUUUGCCAAGUUCAUGGAGUUUAUUUCUCUCGACAUCGCCUACCCUGAGCUGCAGACGGACGACAUGUUCUUGAUGAAGUGUUUCCAUGCCAUGGAGGUUGACAGUCUGGCCUCGUCUCACCCCAUCUCCACACCAGUGGAAAACCCCACCGAGAUCCAAGAAAUGUUUGACGACGUGUCUUAUGACAAGCGAUGUUUCCUCGUCUUGAAGGGAGCGUGCAUUCUGAAUAUGAUACAAGUCUUCCUGACGCCCGAGGCUUUCGAGGUGGGGAUUAUCCGCUACCUGAAACGAUACAGCUACCGGAACACCGUCAACAGCCACCUGUGGGAGAGCCUGACAGAUAUUUGCAAUGGGGAUGAUUUGCAAGAAGCUCUGCCUAAACAAAAGGAAUUCUGCUCCAAACGCGACCUCGAAUCUGGAAAAUCUUAUAAUGACAAUUUGAAUGUCAAGACCAUCAUGGACACAUGGACGCUACAGCAGGGCUUCCCGCUGGUCAGUGUGGAGGUCAAAAACCGCGGGGUGUGGCUCACCCAGGAGCGUUACCUGAAGAGCGGGGACGCUGCCUACACUGAACGAUUUUGGCGCGAUCUACCUUCCACAUUUUUUAAUCCAAUUCAAACCGUUCCAACUUCAAACUGUUCAGCCUAUUUGGGAAUCGCGGGCUUUCCCUUGACAAAUUCCAAAAGUUCCCAGAUUUCCCAGAAUUACAGCAGAUUAGUUUGGUGGAUCCCUCUGACCUACAAGACUAGUGUUUCCAACACAACACAGCAUCACCUGAUGAAGUCAGAGGCGGACAUCCUGCGCCUGCCAGAUGAGGUCGAGUGGCUGAAGUUCAACGUGGACAUGAGCGGCUACUACAUUGUCCACUAUGCCAAUAAAGGUUGGCGCACCAUCAUUAAACUGCUGCAAGACAACCACACGGCGCUGAGCGGCAAAGACAGAGCCAGCCUCAUACACGACGUCUUCCGGCUCGCCAGCAUAGGGAAAGUGGACCUGGCGACAGCUCUGGACUUGUCCACGUAUCUUUCCAAAGAGACUGACAUCAUGGCCGUGAGUCAGGGCCUCGGAGAACUCUUACCUAUCUACAAGCUGAUAGAGAAGAGAGGAAUCACUCAACUGGAGAUAAGCAUGAAGCGUUACAUUCUGGACCUGUUCAAGGGUUUGAUCAGCCAACAGAAGUGGGACGACUCAGGUUCCGUGUCUGAGCGAAUGCUGCGCAGCUACCUGCUGCUGUUUGCCUGUGUCAGGAACUUCACUCCGUGCGUGACCAAAGCCCAGCAGCUGUUCAACAUGUGGAAAGACUCCGACGGUGACAUGAGCCUCCCCGUUGACGUCAUCAUGGCCGUGUACGUCGUCGGGGCUCAAACAUCGGAAGGGUGGGACUUCCUGUUGGAGAAGUAUCGACGGUCUUUGCAAACGUCCGUGAAAACACACAUCAAGGCUGCCUUGACGUUCACCCCGCUGCGUGACAAGCUCAAAUGGAUGUUGGAGCAGUCUCUCCUUGGCGAGGUGAUGGAAACUCAUGACCUCCCAGGGGUGAUUUUUUACGUCAGCAGGAACCCUAUCGGCCACAAACUCGCCUGGGACUUCAUCCGCGCGAACUGGCAGACCUUGAUCGAAAAGUUUGAACUUGGCUCCUCCUCCAUAGCGCACAUGGUGACAGGGGUGACCAGCCAUUACUCCACAUCAGCAAUGCUCGAGUCGGUGCAGAAUUUUUUUGGUUCUUUAACGGAGGAGACGGGCUCAGAGAUGAGGUGUAUCCAGCAGGCCUAUGACACCAUCCAAGACAACAUCAACUGGGCCAAUAACAACUUCUCCAAACUGCAGUCCUGGCUGAGCAAACAGCACCAUGUUCGAAAUAAACCUAAACCAACCAACCCACAUCUGCAUGUGGACUUGUAGCGGACACAAAAGGGAUUUAAUUUUUUUUACAUAAAUUCCCCAAAAAUGUGUGCUGGGGAAGGCUGGUGGUUCAGUAUUUGAGAGAACAAUCCAAAGUGGACUUCAGUCAUGUAAACAUAAACAAACACGAGUCGCAAAUUUGAGGACUUGAGGCUUGCUUGACAAACUCUGAUAAAAGAGUGGAUUUGGUUUUUGUGACUUGAGACUUGACUUGGACUUGAGGGUAGGGCUGGGCGAUUAAACGAUAUCAAUAUAAAUCGUGAUAGACACGUAAUCGAUAUCAAUGCAAUACAAAACGUAAACUUUUUUUUUUUUCUUCGUCGGAAUAAACCGGAAGUUGCAAAGGAACUCGCUCUCUGGUAGCCGAGCAACACAUGAAGUGAUCACUCAUCAGUGGGAGUGACAAGCUAACAACCAAUUAGGUAACGGUAUCAUCUAUAAUGUUUGGUUGCGCCAUUCACUGAAUUAGUAAUCUUACUCUUGAUUUUAAUUGUAUUCAAUAAUUAUAUAUAACCUUUCUACAGUUUAAUAGACUAAAACUUGUCAAAAGACAUGAAAGCAUUCGUCAAUCACAAAGAUUAUUUUUUUAACACAUAAACCUUAGGGUUAGGUCAGGCUGAUUAGAAAAACAGGUACUUAUGAAAUAUACCGCAUAAGAAAGGGAAUCAUAAAUAACUGAUGAAAAAUACAAUUAUGUUGUGAUAAAAUAAACUACCGGUAUAUGAAUGAUAAAUAAUUAAUAUGUUUCUUAAUUUAACUGCUAAAAAAAAUACAGCUUCACCACUUUAGUCGUAUUUCUUGCGCUUAAAAUACUUCUCUAUGACUGUAGUUAAUUUUUUCCCCGUUUGUUUGGGAUUGUCAUUACUGCCACAAGUGGUGGGAAAGGGUGUUACAACUGAGUAUUACCGUGGCCCAUACGGACCACAGCCGAGAAACAGAUAUUUUUUGGCGGCCCAACAGUGGGCCCCUGUCCCUAUGGUUAAGAAACACUGCUUUAGAGCACAGCCGUACCUUUUUGGCUCUAAACCUGCAGAACAUAUUUCUUCUCAGUUUUCUCUGUUUACGUUUUAACACUUUGCACUAUUUUGUUCCACUUUAUUAAGCAUUUAUUACGUAUUCCUUAUUUUUGCAGCUUUAAUUUAAGAGCUUAUUAUUAAGUUUGUAAUGUGAUUUUAGAAUUUUGUUGACAUUGAGUGUUUCCCGUGCUUCCUUUCUGCCUUGAUAGCUGAGGGAGAUAAUUUAACAAUGACUUUUCAACUUAAAUUUUUGCAUUUUUCCAAAGAUAUAUUUUUUUGCUAAAAUAUCUGUAACAGCUUCUUGCAGAUGUUGAAGGACGCCAGCCUUCUGAGGAAGAUGGCUCUGACCAUUCCCGCACAGAAGAGUUUGUGUUGGCAGUCCAGUCCAGUUUAUCCCCCAAUCUCUGGUAUUUGUAAGUGUGACCCACCGCCACCCAGUCAACCUUAAUGUUCUGGGCGCGUCCUGGUUCUCCUCAACGCCACCAUUUCCCUGGUCUUGGUGGUGUUGAGGAACAGGUGGUUCGAGUCCAUUGACCUUGGAAGUUGGAAGUGGGAGUUUGGAAUGACGUCAUAGUUGAGAUAUGAGCGUUCCAGGUAAUCAACAGUGUUGGGUUAGUUACUGAAAACCAGUAACUAGUUACAGUUACUAGUUACUUUAUUUCAAAAGUAACUCAGUUACUAACUCAGUUACUUACACCAAAAAGUAAUGCGUUACUGUGAAAAGUAACUAUUUAGUUACUUUUUUUUCUUUUCUUUUUUUUUAAAAGCUCCCUUAAUUCCCUUUUAGCCUUCAUUUCAGUACUGUUAUUGCACUGGAGAAUAAUACAAUCUGUUGAUCAACUUGACAUGCAUUUGCAUCACUGAACUCUGCUAAGCAAUGUGGUCUACAUACAACACACAAAGACAAAGAUAUGUUUCAAAGGGCCAAUUUAUUUCAGGCCAGAACAAAUUGACAAAACUAUUUUAAAUAGCUGCAACAUAACAUAAAUAAGUAACAAACAGCAUAAUAACAACAUCGCUGUAAACCUGGCUUCACCUAAGGAAGGCACACGUGACAUACACAAAGCCUAACCAGGCAGAUUUGAAUUGUUGUUUUGGGCAGUAGACGGGAUCUUUGAUCCAAGACACAACUUACAUUUAACUAAAAUGUUCUUUUCUUCGUGCUCGACAAAAGAAAAUAAGUGAGAAUAUCUCCAUGUUAAGACACUCGACUGCAGCUCCGUUAACACAGACCCCCCCCCCCCCCUCCCCACACCCACACCCAGACACACACAGAGCGCGCCUCCAGCUUGUGACACAAGAAUAAUCAGAAGGACGUCACUGCAGCGCUCCAAUAAAACACACUCAGAUCUUCUGUUUCUCGCCGAUACUACAUAAAAAAUAACGUAAAAUAACGCAGUAACGCAUCAUGUAGUAACGGUAACUGAGUUACUGGAUACAAAAAAUAACGCGUUAGAUUACUAGUUACCGCCAAAACUAACGGUGUUACAGUAACGCGUUACUUUGUAACGCAUUAGUCCCAACACUGGUAAUCAAGAUGGCCACAUCCAUGAAAAUCAUUGAUGUGGCCGUCUCCGUUUUUGCGCUUGCCUUAUCCGAAUAUAAACAACUUCUGGGGGGGAAAUGCACUCUUUCUGCAACCUUCAAACACUGUGGAUGAAGAGAAAAUA
Entelurus aequoreus (snake pipefish) is the source of this 5816-nucleotide messenger RNA. Its product is annotated as endoplasmic reticulum aminopeptidase 1-like. Gene Ontology annotation, biological process: proteolysis; peptide catabolic process. The transcript has 20 exons. Gene Ontology annotation, molecular function: peptide binding; metalloaminopeptidase activity; zinc ion binding. The coding region runs from base 140 to 3130 and encodes 996 amino acids. The record is from RefSeq and is a predicted model, not a curated record. NCBI's taxonomy places the organism in Eukaryota, Metazoa, Chordata, Actinopteri, Syngnathiformes, Syngnathidae. Gene Ontology annotation, cellular component: cytoplasm.